AUGAAUGUCAAUCCAGCCGCAAGCGCGAACAACAACAUGAACACCAGCACGAACCACACGUAUGAUCUAAUAUCCCACCAACCUACUGCAACCUUCACGCAAGCUAUCAGCUUUCUCAAACAACACGUCAACAACGUUCUGGACGUAUUGCAGAGACUGUUGCUGAACACUCCUCGACCCGAAGUUGUUGCUGCGCUUGCAGUGUACCAACUUGGCACCAUCAGCGACUCGGAAGACUCCGAUGUCCAGACGAGUCAGGUCUUGAGCUAUACUGUUGUUACUCUGCGAUCCUUACGCAACAAACAUCAUCUCUUCGGCAGCUGUGAACUGGAGCUAGUCAAAGUUACCCCAGAAUCAAUCUCUACUGCCAAUAACGGGGUCUCGAACAGAGAUUUGACAAUCAGCAGCCAAGAGCGUCCUAACAAAGAUGACUCUUCAGAGCACGAUCCGGCUUGGGCGACCAAGCUUAAGGACUCCGAGAUUUGGGUUUUGGCGCCGUAUGAGGCCAUUGACGAAGAGAAAAUUAGACAUGGGACUGCUACGUUCGACGGCAUGGUCUUUCAUAACCAGACUUGCAAGUAUGAGGACUGGCACAAGUGGGUUCUCAAGCUGAUCAACGUCGACCCUGACGGCACGCACAUGCCUGUCAUCAAAGUUGUGAUCAAGCAGUCUGGGACCAUUGAAGACGCAUCCAAAGUCACUACCGAAAGCCCUUCUCAAGAUCAGGAGGAAGCAGUUGGUGUCCGAUUAGAUGGGGCUUCCCAUGGCGAGGGGAAGAACCCCGGCGACAGCCCCAAAAAGACCGUCAACCAUAAGCGGAAGAAGAACGCUGCCAAUGGCAAGGAUAUGACGGGCGGUAGCAAGAAGGCGAAAAAGUGA
This is a messenger RNA of Cyphellophora europaea CBS 101466, 879 nucleotides long. RefSeq lists its product as uncharacterized. The transcript has 2 exons. The record is from RefSeq and is a predicted model, not a curated record. Lineage: Eukaryota; Fungi; Ascomycota; Eurotiomycetes; Chaetothyriales; Cyphellophoraceae. Bases 1 to 879 code for a protein of 292 amino acids.